Callorhinchus milii (elephant shark) is the source of this 4257-nucleotide messenger RNA. It is a transcript of the gene mgat5b, whose product is annotated as alpha-1,6-mannosylglycoprotein 6-beta-N-acetylglucosaminyltransferase B. The record is from RefSeq and is a predicted model, not a curated record. Gene Ontology annotation, molecular function: alpha-1,6-mannosylglycoprotein 6-beta-N-acetylglucosaminyltransferase activity. The transcript is spliced from 17 exons. Bases 648 to 3083 code for a protein of 811 amino acids. Lineage: Eukaryota; Metazoa; Chordata; Chondrichthyes; Chimaeriformes; Callorhinchidae. Gene Ontology annotation, biological process: protein N-linked glycosylation. Gene Ontology annotation, cellular component: Golgi apparatus.
UGUGAAAGAAAUAAAGCCGCCUUGGUAUGGGGAGGUUGAUGGAUUCAAGUUAUCGUGGUUGGAUUAUGAUCUGUCAGUCAGCCUUUUAUCUCCAACCCUAAUUAUUUCUCCUGAGGGUUGAAUGCUGAGGUUGUUGGCGGCUGAGGUUAUUGUGUGAGAUCUGUCGACUGAACAAAAAAAUCAGUACAACCUCAGGGAAUGUGAGGAUGCUCUGCCUAAGUGUGUCAAUGCUUUAGUCAUCUAGCUCUGAAUAGCAGCAAGCUCUGAUCAUGAGAGGAAGCAUCCUUCAAGCAGCAAAGGUGCUUCUUACCUGCUGUCUCCUUCACUCUAGUUUAGCAGUUAAUUGUGGACUAUCUGCAUCUUGUACUCAGCUCUACUUCCUGAAAAAGUCACCAUAGAACCAGGAGAUAUAUCUCUAUAUCACUUCAUCUUGAACAAGGAGACACACUGAAGACGGGAAGCCUGGCAGAUUGGUUUUAAAUCCAGUAAAGCAAAACUUGUGGAUGGAUUUCAUUUGCUUUUGACUUGAAAAUUCCGGUAUCUACAAAAUCCAUAUCCUGAACGAGGUCUGAUAUUGAAAAAUGAAAUCAUUUGACACUCGUCGAGUUUUAGGCUAGGUAAUAUUUUUGGCUUCUCGAAACAGAAAGAUGUUUUUGCUCUCAAAAAACUCGACCAAUUCAGAUGGCAAAAUAAUGGUGAGAAGGUUCCUGGUAACCUUAAGGCCUUUCAGGAUAUUCGUUGCAGGGAUUGGAUUCUUCACCCUCUGUUUUAUAAUGACCUCACUGGGAGGUCAGUUUUCAGGCAAGAGGUUGGGAGAGUCUCCCUUUGGCAUCAGACAAUUAGGCAUCAAACCUGAAGGAAUUGCCUUAGAAUCCCGUGUUGUGCGGAAGAUGACAGAUAUGCUAGAGGUGAUCGUGAAGAGGAUGGAGCCGCUGGCUAAACUGGAGAAUGUGAGCGACUUCAGAAAGCUGGAUGAGCUCAGCUCUGCCAUAAACCGUUUUCAGCCUGCCGGACUGAUGGAGAAGAUUCAAGCGAUAGCACAGAAUGUCUCGAGCCUAGCAGCCAAAGUUGAGCAGCUUCUGCAGAUCAGCCUCACAGCAAGGAAAGACGUGGCUUUCAAUGGGAAAGAAAUGGGAAAAGAUAGCGGUAACAUCCAAUGUGAGAUUCCUAAGGAUCCGCGUUUCCCUGACUGUCCUGGCAAGGUUGAGUGGAUGAGAGCCAGAUGGACCUCUGAUCCCUGCUACGCUUACUACGGCGUUGAUGGCACAGAUUGCUCCUUCCUCACGUAUCUCAGUGAAGUGGAGUGGUUUUGCCCCCCAUUACCAGGGAGGAACCGUACUGCUUUCCUCACCAGGACUGAGCCCAGAGUGCAGCAGCAGGCAGUCUUUCGGGCUGACUUCACACCUCUUCUUGAGCUCAUGGGCAGCGGAAAGGAAUCAUUGAUAUUCAUGAAAAAGCGAAUCCGGAGAUUGUCAAUGCAUUGGAUUUUGGCCUCCCGAAAACUCAAUCAGAAGCUGAAGAUGAACAAGAGUCAGAGGAAGAAGAUUCUGGUUCACUUGGGUUUCUUGACUGAGGAAGCGGGGGAUGUUUUCAGCCCUGUUGUGUCAAAGGGUGGUCCGCUGGGUGAAUUGGUUCAAUGGGCUGAUAUCCUGGCCACUCUCUACGUGCUGGGUCACAGCCUGAAGAUCUCUUCCAGUUUAAGGGAAGUGCAAAGUUUCUUAGGUGUCCCUCCUGGGAGAGGAAGCUGCCCACUGACUGCACCUCUGGCCUUUGACAUUAUUUACACGGAUUACCAUGGACUGCAGCAAAUGAAACAACACAUGGGUCUCUCCUUUAAGAAGUACAAAUGCCACAUUCGAGUGAUCGAUACUUUUGGGACUGAGCCAGCGUACAAUUUUGAGGAUUAUGCAAAUAUCCAUGGAUAUCGCACAAACUGGGGGCAUUGGAAUCUCAACCCAAAGCAGUACAUGACGAUGUUUCCCCAUAGUCCAGACAACUCAUUCAUGGGUUUUGUUGCCGAGAUACUGAACGAUACUGAGAGAGAAGCUCCUCCAUCAAACAAGGUCAGCCAUAUAGCAAUUGUCUAUGGAAAAGACCCUGCGAUGUGGAAGGGAAAGGCAAAGUAUCUUGAAAUUAUCAGCCAGUACAUGGAGAUCCACGCAACGGUUUACUAUGAGACACAUUGGCCACCAGAGUUGCCCGUAUUUGUGAAAAACCACGGCUUGCUUCCUCAACAUGAGCUACAGAGAUUACUGAGGAAAGCAAAGCUCUUCAUCGGGCUGGGUUUCCCGUAUGAAGGUCCUGCCCCUCUGGAAGCCAUUGCCAAUGGGUGCAUUUUCUUGCAGCCCCGGUUCAACCCCCCGCACAACUCCAAAAACAACGAGUUCUUCAGAGGAAAACCCACAUCACGAGAGGUCUCCUCUCAGCAUCCUUACACUGAGCACUUUAUUGGAAAACCACAUGUCUGGACUGUAAACUUCAACAACACUGAAGAACUAGCUUCUGUUGUCAGAACAAUUUUAGCAACCGAGGUUGAACCUUAUCUUCCAUAUGAAUUUACUUGUGAAGGGAUGUUGGAGCGAGUCCAUUCUUACAUCCAGUACCAGGAUCUGUGUAAUAAAAUAUUUCUGUCAUGGCCUCAGAAUAAUUCAAGACCUAUGUCAUCCUCGCCUAACACUACAAACCCGUUCACCCUCCUUCAAAAUAUCACUGGGCUUCUCUGGGCUCCAAACAGCACCAAACCACUCUCUUGGCCUCCAGUUGACUCCAUGCAGUUACACAUGUCAGAGACUUCGCAGUCUUGCACAGACGUCUGCCGAGAUCAUGGACUCAUAUGUGAACCAACAUUCUUCCAGUUUGUCAACAGCAAAGCUGUUUUCCAGCAGCUCAAGUUUGUCUGUGACAGCAUUGAGUCUGAGGCAAACCAUCUGUAUCCCGCCUUUGAGGAAAUAGCCCAGGACUGUUACCUACAGAAGGAGGUGCUACUCUUCAGCUGUGCGGGCCAUCACCUGAAGUACAGGCGUCUCUGUCCCUGCCGAGACUUUCGCAAAGAGCAGGUGGCACUGUGUAAAGGUUGCUUGUGAGGUUUGAAGCUAGUUGGGUGAAUUGUUCUUGACAGAAGAAUAAUUCCUUGUGAAGGCUGCGUAAUGAGGAAUUAAGCCUACUCUGAUGACUCAUAGACUCAUGUGUGCUUCCACCCAAUAUAAUAAAACAUCAGAUUUUUCCGUGUGCAAGGAGAAAUUCAGAAACAAAUCGGGGACAUUCUCCACCUGUGUUGGCAAAACUAGGUGCCAUGUUGUAAGCCAACAUAAACAGGUUAUUCUCAUCCUGCGAGAUACUGUAAUAAGGUUCUUUACAUGUAACUCUGUGUUUUUUUUUUGCAUGAACAAUGAGAAGCAAUUUCCACCUUCAAAUUGCAAUUUCAAUUUAAGAAAAGCAAUUUCUUAUUGAAGUGAUAUUCUGAAAUGCAGCCGUGUGCAACUGAAGAUUCAAUUCAAGGAUUCAACAAUUUGGGGAUGUAGGAUCAAAUCUUCUCAUUGAAGGAUUAAUAACAGUAAUUUAAGAUAUCCAAUCCAUUUGGGUUUUUUUUUAAUUGUAUUCGGUGCACAAUGUUAAUGAAACUAGCAGGAUGUUUGCAUUGCACCAAAUGUGGUUAAAAGCACAGGAUAAAGCAGGGUUGAGUCUGUAAGAAUCAUGCUGGAAUCCUACAUCUGAGGCCACCUUGAAAAGAGGGGUUUCAAGAGCAGUUGGUGACAGAGUAGCAGUGUAGUUUUGGACAUGGAGAUACAAGAAUGUUUUCCCGUGGUCCAAUAGACAGCCUGGGAACUUUCGAGCAAACAUAUUAAAGCGUAACACCCAAUUUCAGAUCUCAGCUGUUAGUUUAUUCAACUACGCCAACGCAAUGCGGAGGAAAUAUAAAUCAAGCUUCCCCUGAACAUCACUCUAAGCUGAAAGUGCUCACGUCACUCCCAGCGAUGGAACUGUAGCGAUAGGAUUUCGUACUAUUUUGUCAAACCAGUAAAACAACAUGCAACUGCAUGCCUCAAGGACUUGAGGAGACUCCGUUUAAUUUCUACUCUGUACAUACCCAAUAGUUGUGUGGUUAUUUGAGGGAAAUGUUUAAUAGAUAUUAUUAACAUGGUUGGGUUAACAACGUAAUCUCAGCUGCUGUGUCUGUACUAUCUUUACACUGGAUAUUCUAUUGGAAUUUUCAAAAAUAUGAAAUAAAUGUGAAACACUCCGUAAAUUGGCCAAAUA